This is a messenger RNA of Synchiropus splendidus (mandarinfish), 5379 nucleotides long. RefSeq names its product endoplasmic reticulum metallopeptidase 1-like. NCBI's taxonomy places the organism in Eukaryota, Metazoa, Chordata, Actinopteri, Syngnathiformes, Callionymidae. The transcript has 15 exons. Gene Ontology annotation, biological process: proteolysis. Bases 58 to 2727 code for a protein of 889 amino acids. The record is from RefSeq and is a predicted model, not a curated record. Gene Ontology annotation, molecular function: metalloexopeptidase activity.
CAAUAAAGUCGAGACGCCUGCUCGCGGAGCUGCAGCUGAUGUACCGCAGGCUCCACCAUGGACGCUGACACUGCCGUCCGGAGGCUCAAACCGCUGCAAAACCUACACGGUUAUCCCGAGCAGGAUGACGGUGGGACCCGCUACCGUUGUGAGAACAACGGCUACAACGGGGACCCGAAGCGGAAGCCCGAAGUGAGACUGUACCUGCUGCGGGAAGGACUGGCGGCGACCGUGGUCACUGUGUUUAUUUUGGUGCUGUGGGGACUCGUCCAUGUGUCGCUACGACACCUGGUUAUCGGGAAAUCCACGGGGGAGUUCAACGCCGUCAGAGCCCGACAACACCUGGAGCGGAUCACUAGUGUGGGUCCCCGGCCGGCAGGCAGCCAGGCGAACGAGGUCCUGACCGUGGGCUACCUCCUGGACCAGAUUGAAAAAAUUCGUCUGGAGACUGCGCACGGACCCCACAAGGUUUCUGUGGAUGUGCAGCGGCCCACUGGAUCUUUCUCCAUUGACUUUCUCGGCGGCUUCACCAGCUUCUACAACAGGGUCACCAACAUCGCUGUCAGGCUAGAGCCCAAGAGCGGCGCCCAGCAUCUCAUGCUGGCCAACUGCCACUUCGACACGGUGGCUCACAGUCCAGGUGCCAGUGAUGAUGCAGUGAGCUGCGCAGUGAUGCUGGAGGUUCUACAUUCGCUCGCCAACCAGUCCACACCACUACACCACGGAGUUGUUUUCCUCUUUAAUGGAGCUGAGGAGAAUAUCCUGCAGGCCAGUCAUGGCUUCAUCACUCAGCAUCCGUGGGCCAAACAAGUCAGAGCCUUCAUCAACUUGGAGGCUGCCGGUGUUGGCGGGAAAGAGAUCGUCUUCCAGACAGGUCCGGAAAACCCAUGGCUGGUCCAGGCCUACGUAAGAGCGGCCAAGCACCCCUUCGCCUCCGUGGUGGGUCAGGAGGUGUUUCAGAGUGGGGUCAUCCCCUCCGACACCGACUUCCGAAUUUACAGGGACUUUGGCAAUAUACCUGGCAUUGACUUGGCUUUUAUUGAGAACGGCUUCAUCUACCAUACCAACUACGACACCGCCGACAGAAUCCUGACUGAUUCAAUACAGAGAGCAGGCGACAACAUUCUGGCCGUCCUAAAGCACCUUGUCAUGUCGGAGAAGUUGGCCGACUCUUCGGAGUAUCGCCAUGGUAACAUGGUGUUUUUCGACCUGCUCGGGGUGGUGAUGGUGGCUUAUCCAGCACGUGUUGGCACCAUCCUUAACUAUCUAGUAGCCAUGGCGACGUUCGUCUACCUGGCCAAGAAAGCCUCGCAGCCCGGCAACGGAGGGUUCCGUUAUGUGCGAAGUUUGGCGUGUGCAACAGGGGUGGCAGUAGUGAGUUGGUUUGUGGCUCUGUUGUCGGUGCUGAUCGUGGCUCUGGCUGUCACGCUGCUUGGCCAGUCCAUGUUCUGGUACAACCACUUCUACGCCUCCGUCUGUUUGUACGGAGCCGCCGCCACCGGCAAGAUGAUCCUCAUCCACACACUGGCGAAAAACCUUUACUAUGGGGGUGUCCGGCUGGUGGAGCUCGGCGAUCGUUUCUUCGACGUGAGUCUGCUGCUUUGGUGCCUCAGUCUGGUGUGGUUGACCCAGCGCGGCCUGUGUUCUGCCUAUGUGCCCAUGCUUAUGGUGGCAUUCCCACUGACCACCAAGCUGCUGCUCGCCAAAGAGUUCAAACACAGAGGGGCGUCGCUGAAGUACAGCGUGUUCUAUCUGCUGGGCCUGGCGCUGCCUUACGUCCACUUUAUGUUUCUCAUCUGGGUGGUGUUUGAGAUUUUCACCCCCAUCAUGGGCCGCAGUGGCACCGAGAUCCCCCCGGAAGUGGUCUUGGCCUCGCUGGUUACCCUGACAAUGGUUUUCCUCUCAUCGUUUUUUCUUCACUUCAUCUACUUGGUUCGGAGCACCAAGUGGAUCCUGGCGGGGCUGGGAUCAGUCUUCUGCGUCAUGUUCCUGUUAGUGUCCUGCAGCGUCUUCUUUCCCUACUCCGGCAGCCCUGAAAACCCCCGGCCCAAGCGGGUCUUCCUGCAGCACACCACACGGACCUUCCACAACCUGCAGGGCCAGGUGGAAGACCGAGACUCGGGCAUUUGGAUCAACAGUUUCGAUUUCACCGCCAUCCAGCACAUCACGCCGCACGUGCCUGAGCUCAAUGACAGCGUGAGCACGCGCUGCCGCACCGACCGUCCCUUCUGUGGUUACCCCUGGUUCCUGCCCGUCAAGUUCCUCAGCAAGAAGAACUGGUACCUUCCAGCCCCCGAAGUGUCUCCCAGCGCUCCGAUGGAAUUCCGCCUGCUGUCACAAGAGGAGACGAGCUGGGGGACCGUUAAGAUGAGCUUCAGUGUGAAAGGUCCGAGUCACAUGUCUCUAUACCUGAUGCCUCAUAAAGGGUCCAGUCUGUCCACCUGGUCCUUCGGCGAGGGGACGCCUCACUACGAACCCAGUGGAGAGUACUUCGUCUUCUACUUCCACGGCCUCGACGCGCCUUCGUCCACCUUCUGGUUUGAAAUCCAGCCCCCCAGGGACCCGGAUCCGUCAGGACCAGAGGGGAUCAUCUCGGUGGCCAUCGCCUCUCACUACUUCUUCGGUGAAAACAGAAGGACUCUUCAGCUGGAGGAAGUGGUUCGCCGGUUUCCCUCCUGGUCUUUUCCCUCCUACUGGGUCAGUACAUACGACAUGUACAGAUACUAACCUCGCUGGACAAGAAGCGGAGGUCGGCCUGGAGGCUGUGGGGGGUCUUCUGACUGAUGACCGAAGUCUCAGCCUCCUUCAAGAUCCUGCACAAGCACACACUCACACCCACUGAGACCCCCGUCACUGUGUCAGCCCCCAUGGUAGCAGGGCAAGAUGCUGAGCGGCGCCGGAGGUCAGCUGACCAGCAGCUCUCAGCCUGGUAAACUUGCAGACUGGCGCCCCUGAACGCCUCAAAGGGGCAAACUUUUUGUACUUACUCUUUUGUGCCUUUGCUUUUACUAACUCCAUCUCACUCAGUCUCUGUCGCCGACUUCCUCCUUCCUCUCGCACUUCCUCAUUGACAACCGCCAACUUUCCUGUUUCCAGUCGGGCCAGAACGUCAGGUGUUCCACUCCAGGAAAGUGCUUGAAGCAAGAGGACGUACGUUCUUCUGCACUUGAACAAAUCUUUAUCAUGUCAUAUACUGUAUAGAUCGACCUCCGACCGCACCAGGUGACUCCACUCCCCUCUGGGUUUGCAGCGUCUCUUACUUACUUACGGUUUCACCUACUGUGUCAAUUCCAGUUCCGUUUCCUCACCAUGGCACCAUGUCAGAUGUGUGUGGUGGUGGUACUUGCAACACUGGUCGGGCAACUUCUCCAGGCUAAUGCCACAGUCAGGCCUCGGUGUGAGAGCUGAGUCUGAGCAACAUGAAUGGAAGGAGAUGGAAUCAAUCGUUCCAGUUGUUUUGACCUGGUCUGGGUUAUAAAGAAAUUAGAAAUAAACUGAACAAGUCCAGCGCCGUCCUGGCUUUGAGCAGGUCUUCAUUUCAACAGCUGUCUGUGGACGCUGUUGGCCGUCUAACGCUCUGUUCGUACAGUUUGUAUGUUAACAGGGUUGUUCCUAAACUGAGCUUGGACAGAGAGAAUUGUCUUCAAAGUUUUCAAAGUUUCAGUUACAAGUUCAUAUAAGUUCCUGUAAAGCUUGUCAUGAACUGGGAACAUUAUUUAUCAUUAAGUGACGAUAAUUUAUUCUCAAUCCACCCAAGCAACAAAAAGUACAUUCAUUUAUAAUGACAGAGACUCUUGAACCUAGAGGCUUGGUGGAGUGCAUGCUGCUUCUCUGGUCAAUAGUUAUCUUCCGUAGAAGACCCAUAAAAAUUGAAAAGUACCUGGCACAGGAAGUGGAUUUGGCUUUGGUGAUGUUAGUUGGCUCUCACUCUGUCGCUCACAUCUCUAAGGUGUGGGUCCAUCCAUCCGAGCGGCUGCUGUGCGUUUUCAACAUGGUCCCAAGCUUCCUUGUCAGAGACCAGGUUUGUUGAGAUUGUGUAGCUGCGUGUGGACGAGUCGGCGUGUUGCGUAGCAGUCAGUCACAUGCGCCACAAACCAGCUCUGUGAUCCGCCACGGAAUGUGGCUGGGGGAUUAUGGUGAAGAUACCUUGAGAAAUGUGCACUUUCUUUCUGCUGAAGAGAACACUGCUCGGAUCAAGUCUGCCUCUGACUAUACACUGUUGCGCUGACAAGUCAGCGGACGUUGUCAAGUGUAGCACCUGCGGAGAUUUCACCUGUGGUCACAGGCUGUAACAUUCCUUUGAAGUCAUCAGGAGUGACCUGUCAAUCAAUUUACGUCCGAUUACAACACUUUUUGUAUACAUAUAAACAAUGUGGUUCAGACCACAUUGCUGAAUUUUGUUAAUUUUUUUUAUGUGUGUCUGAGAGGAAGUAGGAGGAACUGCUGUAAUAAAGUGAGAAACUGUGUCAUGCUAAGGUCCUGCUGCUGCAAAAAAAUGACUAAAAUCGAAUCAAGUCUUGACCAAAUGUUCUAGAGUUAAAAAAUUAAACCUGAGAUUUUAUCAUUCGUGUUGAAUGAUAGUUCACUUUAGAGAGUAGCACAGCAACGUCAAGGGUCACGUCCUGGAUCAUCAAGCGAGUUUUAACGCUCCAAACCAGAGUCUUAUUUAUUUCUGCUAAAUAGGCAACUCGAUUCUGCUGUUUACCUUUUUGCUUACUCGUGUUGACUUUCCAACCUCACGUGUUCCAACAGGCUCAUAAAACGUUGUAAGCUGUAUUCAUGUGCCGUUUCCCGACGAGAAUCUCGCGGUGUUCGUGUGAAGUUUCCAGUUUUGGCAAGGAACGCUUGUCUGCGCAACUGCGCUCCGGAACAGACGCGUCAUGCUGGAUUGGAAAACAAACAUGUGGAACUCGGCUACGACUCUGUCUUUACAUUUCCCUUGAUUCUUGUGGUUUUCAGAAUCCAAAAUCUAGUCAAGUAGACUUUUGGCUGAUGUUCUGACUCAAGACCAAAUGCUUCAAAUGUAGUUGGAGCAACUCAAUCAUGAAUGGCACAUGUACGAGAAUAAGCAAAUUGUUGGGAUUUUUAUUUAUUUCAUGAUUGUUUGUGUUUCUAAACGCCGCUAGAUUCCUCACUACCUUUGCCUUCCUUUGUUUGACUCUCUCAGUGAAUAAUUCUUUGACGUUGAUUCCGACUGCUCGAGUGACUCUCUCAAACUGCUGCUGUUGUUGUUUUCCUCUUCUGCGACAAUGCAAUUGUUUUGUAUUCCCUGUAGUGCGAGAGGCGUGUGAGACGCUGCUGACUGGGAUCGUACCGAGUGAUGAUUUUACAAUAUGCAAAAAGAAGCUUGAAUUAAACUUCAAAUACAUCAAAUAAAGG